This is a messenger RNA of Grosmannia clavigera kw1407, 2388 nucleotides long. Its product is annotated as multidrug-resistance genes transcriptional activator. The record is from RefSeq and is a predicted model, not a curated record. The coding region runs from base 1 to 2388 and encodes 795 amino acids. The transcript has 2 exons. Gene Ontology annotation, molecular function: sequence-specific DNA binding; zinc ion binding; DNA-binding transcription factor activity, RNA polymerase II-specific. Lineage: Eukaryota; Fungi; Ascomycota; Sordariomycetes; Ophiostomatales; Ophiostomataceae. Gene Ontology annotation, biological process: DNA-templated transcription; positive regulation of transcription by RNA polymerase II.
AUGACAGGCGCAUUGCUACAGGCCGUGCCUGCUGUAUCCGGCAGCGGCGAUUGCACUAUUGCCAUUGAUGCGAUCCUGUCGUCUUUCCCAAAUCCUGGCUUCUUCCACUGCCAACGCGGGCUCAUUGGCAUCGCUUCCGCGUGGAAAAAGCCACAGCCGAUUCGCCGGUCGCUCUCGGCAGCCAUAUCCGGAGAUGGCCACGACGACAAGGUCGGCCAGCCAGACGAACAGAGCACCCUCAACGGCACCAGCACGCGGCUGACUACGGCCAUGUAUGCCUGUCUGCGCUGCCGGCACUCGAAGAAGCGGUGCGACCGACAGCUGCCCAUCUGCACAGCCUGUCAUCGACUGGGCGCCAACUGCCACUUCCCGUCUCCGGCAGCCGGCAACGCCUCGCAGACGGCAGCGCUGCGGGCCCGCGUGCAGUGGCUGUCUGCCUUUGUCGACUCGCUGCUGCCGCCUGGCUCGGCUCCAGUGUCUUGCUACGACACCGGCAUCGACCUGCAUGCCGCCAUCGGCAUCGUCUCACGGCCGUCGCCACUGACGCCAUCCGAAAGCAGCAGCACCACCUCGACCACUACGGCCAUGGCUGCCGGCAGCAGCGGAAGCACAGCCACAACACCUGCCACACCACUAGCCUCAGCCUCAGCCUCUGCCACUUCAUCUCUGAUGGGCAUCACCACAACUAUCCCUCCGGCCAGCCGGCUGCCACCUCCACAGCUGCAGCUUCCGCUACCCCCGGCUCUGCAGCUCGCACUGUCGCCUCCACCGCCACCAUCAGCACCAGCAUCCGGCCCAUCAUCACGUUACUUGUUGGGCGAGACGUCGCCGCUGCUGCGUGCACCACCUCGGCCUCGGCUGCCGGCUGUGCGGACGUUUGCGCAGAACAUUGGCGUGGACGGCAUGGCGGCGGUGCGGUCAUACUUCCGGCACAUGCACCGGUCGUACCCGUUCCUGUACGAGGCGCAGAUCGUCGAGGACGCGGGCUCGAGUGCCGGCCGAGCUCUGUACGCCGACGGUGGCGAGCUGACGCCAACGUUGGCUCGACUCUAUCUAGUGAUGGCAGUGGGCGUGGAGGCCGUGUGGCGAUUCAACCGGCCGGCAGUGGACGCGCCGAUCCCGGUGAUCCCGGUGCCGUAUCAAGACGUGGUGCAGUUGUGUCUGGGAGGCACGCGCAGCGUGGUGACGGUGGAGGUGCUGCUGCUGCUGGCGCUGUGUUCGCUAUUCGAACCGGAACGUUGGUCGUCGCCGUGGACGUUGAUGGGGAUUCUGGCGCGCGAGGCCGUGAUGCUGACGCUGAACCGGCGAGCCGAGCCAAACUCGCGAUCGGGACCGGCUCCAGGCUCGAGCUCGGGGUUGACGCUGCAGGCGAUGGGGUUUCGUCACCGACUGUUCUGGUGCAUCUUCUCGCUGGACCGACUGGUGGCUGGCGUGUUUGGGCUGCCGCUGGCCGUGCAGGACUAUGACGGCAAUCUGCCGCUGCCAGGCGUCACGACCGAGGAGUUUGCCGCAUCUGACCAGGCCCAACACAUUGCCACGCUGCAGAUUGCGCGCCAGGCCAUUGCUCUGCGUCUCAUCGAGGGCCGCUGUCUGGAGCUGGUGCACCUCAACAGCACCGGGGCGCAGACGAAGUUGCCGAGCAUGCGGGAGCGCCGGGCUCUCGUCGACGAGCUCCGGGCCGCUGCCGACAACUGGUACACGCAGGGCUGUCUGCUGGCCCGACGUGAAGCCCGGGCUGCCCACUUCCAUAAUACCAUCACCUGGCUCAACACCAACUACCACGGCAUUCUGCUGAUGCUCUACUGUCCGUCACUCUUCAACGACGGCGCUGCUGCUGUCCGGCCCGACGACCUGCUCGAUCUGCACCGCACCCUGCGCAUGUACACCCAGAGCGUGCACGCCCAGUAUGCCGACCGCCAGCUGGCCCUCAACUGGACCACGCUCAGCCGCAUGCUCGUCGUCUGUCGCAUGCUGCUGCACUGCCACUUUGCCUGUUGUGGGGGCACCCCAGGUCCUGGGAGUCCUCGUCACGUCAUCAUCCUCGGUGAGCAGCUCGACAUGGCCCUGCAGUGCCAGGAGUGCCUCUCGGCCUUUCACGUCUCGUGGGUCUAUGCCCGCCAGAGCCGCCACGUCUACCAUCGGCUGAUUGCCGUCCUGCGUCGCCGUCUGCAGAUCGAGGAGACUCGCGCCAGCCAUGGACCACUGGGAGCACUGGGAGCACUGGACGGGCUGCCGGUCUCGUCCACGGAACCCAGUCCCGACGUUGACGAUAUCCACAACAUCUGCGACGAGGCUGAGCGGCUGAUCCGCGACGCUCUCGGCCGGUCCAGCUGCUACACCUACAUGGAGGGCGAGCCGCGGCAGCGGGCGAUGUGGAAUGACGAAUGA